GCUACGCGACACUUCCGCUUUCACGGGGUUGUGCUGUUUGACAGUAGCAGGUUGUGUAAGGAAGGACACACGUGAGCACACCAGUCUCUACAUCAUAUAUAACAUUGUUUGAAAGUGGAAAUGUCGAGCCUGUCAGCAGCCAGUGUGGAGGCUUCCGCAUCAGUAGAGGGGGCAGAGCAGAAGAAACCACUGAAACCAUGCUGUGCGUGUCCUGAGACCAAAAAAGCACGAGAUGCCUGCAUAAUUGAAAAGGGAGAAGAAAGCUGCACAGACCUCAUCGAAGCGCACAAGGAUUGCAUGAGGGCACUUGGCUUUAAGAUAUAAUACCACCAUCAUUAUCAUCAGAUUGAGUGAAUUUGUGUGACAACCUGUGUGAAAUGGAACCUGGUGUGCUCUUUUAUUUAUACUUUUACACUGUAGGGAAGAUUAUA
Messenger RNA from Sinocyclocheilus rhinocerous, 431 nucleotides. RefSeq names its product cytochrome c oxidase copper chaperone-like. Gene Ontology annotation, molecular function: copper chaperone activity; copper ion binding. The record is from RefSeq and is a predicted model, not a curated record. Gene Ontology annotation, cellular component: mitochondrial intermembrane space. Gene Ontology annotation, biological process: mitochondrial respiratory chain complex IV assembly. The coding region runs from base 121 to 324 and encodes 67 amino acids. The transcript is spliced from 4 exons. Lineage: Eukaryota; Metazoa; Chordata; Actinopteri; Cypriniformes; Cyprinidae.